GUUCUUUCCUCAAAUAUGAUUCUCCCAACACGUUUACCUAUAAAAACCUCACUGUUCAUAACUAUAGCAUCAUUUCAGUUAUUCUCCAUGAAUAACUUAACAUCUCGUAUCAUCAUGUUGUCCCUCUGUUGUCUUCUUGUUGCGGUUGCUUCAGUUUUUGCUGGUCCUGAAACCCAAAUUGUUGAAGGCACUACAGCAGCUGAUUGUGAAUUGCCAUCCAUCGUGUAUCUCAUACUUGUUGAGUCAGCUACCUCAAUUAAGGAUUGCGGAGGUACUCUGAUUGAUUCUACACACAUUUUGACAGCAGCUCACUGCGUACGUGGAAUUAGUCAAAUCUAUGCAGCUUAUGGAGUGAACAACGUACGGACUAUAGAGCGUAAGUCAGUAAAGGCAGUAAGCAAUGUUGUGGUGCACGAAGGAUACAUAAACGUUAGAUCUACAAUCAAGAAUGAUAUUGCCAUAUUGACACUUAACGAGUCACUAAGCGAAGGGAGAUGUGUCAAGUUUGCACCUAUGGCCAAUCAAGGAGAAAACUUUGGUACCUCAAGAUGUAUCGCUGCUGGAUGGGGAGAUUUAACCUAUAGAGGCAAAGGUUCUGAAAAUUUACAAAAAGUGGCCCUUCCAAUUGUUCCUUAUGAUGAAUGUAAAAAAAAGUCUAUAUUGACAAUUUCUGACGGAAUUCUUUGUGCUGGAGAUUUCGAGAAAGGCGGGCCAUCAACUUGUGAGGGUGACUCCGGCGGUCCACUUUACUGUCCAAGAUCAAACGGUCAAAUGGUCUUAGCAGGAAUAACCUCGUUUGGAUAUAAUUGUAAGAUGGAAAUCAGUGCUUUCAGUGAUGUCGGAUAUUUCCGAAACUGGAUCGACAGUCACCUGUAAAAAGUAAUUCAAUACAAAUAUAAACGUUUAACUAACAAAGAAAUAUCAGCAGAAUAUUAUUCACAAUGUACAAAUAAACUAAUGUGCGAGCGUGUGUGUGUGUGUGUGUGUGUCUGCAUAGCCUGUUGUGUUAUACGCAAUUCUGAAGAAUCUUAUUCAGCAUGAGUUAUGAAUUGUAACUCUGAAUAGCACAGGAAAAAAUAAUCAAUUGUUGCAUGAAUGAUUGCAUAAUGCUGCAAGAUUGAUUGUAUUAAACUUAUGACGAAACAAGUGUAAAAUAGAGGUAGCAAAAUAUGAUUUACUAUUCCAUUCAUUUUAUUUGUCAUUAUAUGAUAAUAAUAAUAAUAAUAAUAAUAAUAAUAAUAAUAAUAAUAAUAAUAUAAUAAUAAUAAUAAUAAUAAUAAUAAUAAU
This is a messenger RNA of Octopus sinensis (East Asian common octopus), 1287 nucleotides long. RefSeq names its product trypsin, alkaline C. Gene Ontology annotation, molecular function: serine-type endopeptidase activity. The record is from RefSeq and is a predicted model, not a curated record. Lineage: Eukaryota; Metazoa; Mollusca; Cephalopoda; Octopoda; Octopodidae. The transcript has 6 exons. Gene Ontology annotation, biological process: proteolysis. Bases 16 to 876 code for a protein of 286 amino acids.